CUCGUCCCGGCUUCGCGGGGGCUGUGGACAGCGACUACGGGACGGUGGGCGACCAAUGCUGCGCCAUGCCCGCCGUGCGCUAGGGGCCUCAUGACUGUCGUCGGCGCGGGUGGUAUUGCCAAUCUUGCCUCCCGCUGCGAGUUGUCUCACGGGGUGUUCGCGAGGCUGAGGUCAUCGUGAGCCAGCACAAGGUUUGAGUUCAACCUGAUACAGAUGUCCCUGGGAACUUCGGCGGCGCUUUGCCCCUGCCGUCUCCUCUCGGCAGUGCUCUUUCCCUGCUCAACAUCUCCUGCCAAACCUUCGUUACCAUUUCUUGGACAUUUAAGAUGUUCUUGACCUGAUUCGCCCCUCAUUGACACUCUAACACAACCACCGCAAUCCUCGCCCACAACGAACCCAGGACUAGUACGAUGACAGAUGCUGCAGACGCUGGGAUUAUCGCGGGCGGGCUGUGCUGCAUAUGCUGUACGGAGUCUUUAGAGCAAUGGUGUCUAUUCAACAACGCCUGGGGCUCCGGGUCCGGUGACGGUCACCAAGCAGGAUGCUGUACUCGCUGUUGCAAGCGCUCCUUCGAUAAAGACGAAUUUGCUGACCAACAGGAUCGCCCCCAACAGCCACGCGAGGCAGGGCUCAGGCAGGGGCAGGCUGUGCCUAACGGUCAGCCUUCCGGCCAGUCAGAGCAGCAGAAGCAAGACGGCGCAGAUAUCGUUCACAAGCAGCCUGCGGCACGAAAGAGCAUGGAGGUGCCGCGAAUAGAAGCAGCAGAACAGCCAAAGCCCGAGUAAACGGAGGGGCCUAAGCGCGUCUCGCAGUGUCUCGGCCUCAUACACGUUGUCGAAAGUUUGAGUGAACUUUUACUAGUAUAGGAUGUCGAUGAUAACAUUUUCACAACGCCCAUGAUAG
Phanerochaete carnosa HHB-10118-sp is the source of this 903-nucleotide messenger RNA. RefSeq lists its product as uncharacterized. The transcript is spliced from 3 exons. NCBI's taxonomy places the organism in Eukaryota, Fungi, Basidiomycota, Agaricomycetes, Polyporales, Phanerochaetaceae. Bases 411 to 785 code for a protein of 124 amino acids. The record is from RefSeq and is a predicted model, not a curated record.